CAAUGCUGAGUUAGUCUAAUGGAGAUCCUAUUAUUCAGCUUCCAUUGCACUGGGAUACAACGUAAACAAUUCAUGGUGACCCUUUGUGUGCAGGUCCUGUCUUCCCAACAUCAUUAAACCAAACAUGCACUUGUCAAGAGGGGCCUGGCGAUUUCAUCAGAGUUUACUAGAUCAGGACGAGAGAAAGGGAAGCAAAAUGGUUGCUUUGGAAGACGCGGAAUAAUUACUUUCCAAAACAUGUUAAGAAGAUUUAAAAAUACACAGCAGGUAAGGUCCGUGGAUAGCUGCCAACAAGGAUCUAAACUCGAUAAUGUUGAAGGGAAAGGUCAUUUUUUAAGUUUCCUUGAGGUCUCCACACUCCAGACAAUUGUCGGUUGUCUGCACUCGUCAGUGUUAAACCCGGCCGUUUGCUUUUGUACUUCCUUGCUCUCCCUUGUUUUAAUCCUGUUAGUUUUGCAGUUAUACAUAUUGAUGUCCUCACAACAACAGGCAAUGCAGCAGUCGAGAUUGUCCCUUAACUGACAUGUUAUCCCCUGUUUCACCAGGAGCUCUCCUGAAAGCUAACUUUUGAGUCUGUACGCACACACACACACAAAAUGGAAUUUCAAGAAACCUUCAUGGAAUCUUCUGUUCUGGACUUUGUUGCAGAAUCAGAGUUUGCUCUGUCUUCGCCAGGAUCAGACCAGAUCGAAGUCAAUUCGCCGCACCGUGUGGACCUUUGUGACAGGUUGUGUGAUCUGGCUGGGAUACGCGCCUUUACCGACCACUCAGUUCCAUUUGGAGGCGACAAGGAGCAUGUGGAUUUGCUUGGGGACCAAGCAACAGCCUUUAAGAUGGGAUCUAUCAAUUCCCUGAUGGUCAGACCCAAAAGAAAACGUGUGAUCACUUAUGCCCAGCGCCAGGCUGCUAACGUCAGGGAGAGGAAAAGAAUGUUCAGUCUGAAUGAAGCAUUUGAUCAGUUAAGGAAAAGGGUGCCUACUUUUGCUUAUGAGAAACGGCUGUCUAGGAUUGAAACGCUACGUCUUGCCAUUGUCUAUAUCUCGUUUAUGACGGAACUUUUGGAUAAUAAAGAAAAAAAUCCAACUUCAGAAUAAUGUUUUGUGUUUCACCACGGAAAGGAAUCUUCAUCCUCUUGGUCUUGCUAGAUGGUAUGUGACUUACACCCCAAAUCAUCGUGGAGAUUCCGGAUCCUACAAUGCUACUGUAUGCUACUGUAUGUUACUGUAAAUGCUUGAUGUACGGUGGACCA
This is a messenger RNA of Leucoraja erinaceus (little skate), 1249 nucleotides long. RefSeq names its product fer3-like protein (gene ferd3l). The coding region runs from base 597 to 1094 and encodes 165 amino acids. NCBI's taxonomy places the organism in Eukaryota, Metazoa, Chordata, Chondrichthyes, Rajiformes, Rajidae. The transcript has a single exon. Gene Ontology annotation, biological process: regulation of transcription by RNA polymerase II; developmental process. The record is from RefSeq and is a predicted model, not a curated record. Gene Ontology annotation, molecular function: protein dimerization activity; DNA-binding transcription factor activity, RNA polymerase II-specific; RNA polymerase II transcription regulatory region sequence-specific DNA binding.